Messenger RNA from Eucalyptus grandis, 651 nucleotides. RefSeq lists its product as uncharacterized. The transcript is spliced from 3 exons. Bases 240 to 545 code for a protein of 101 amino acids. NCBI's taxonomy places the organism in Eukaryota, Viridiplantae, Streptophyta, Magnoliopsida, Myrtales, Myrtaceae. The record is from RefSeq and is a predicted model, not a curated record.
AUCACCUCGGAACCCGAAGCUCGGGAAGGUUUCCUUAAACGGCGGAGAACGCCGCUGCCGCCCGCCACGUGCCCCCGGCCGUCCUCCUCGCUGCCCGCCAGGUGGUGCGCGCCCCCUCUGCUCCCGCUCCUCCACGUCCUCCCGCUUCCGGGGGUCGCGCUCCGCAUGAGCCUGCAUGUGGUCCUCUGUGCGUGUGUCUAUAAAGGGAGAGGAACGUGCGACGAGACGAGACGCGACGGAUGGAUGCGAUGGAAUCAGCGGCGGCGGUGGCGAGGAUCGACCGGAAAUCGUCCAUAGAAAGCGAGCCCAGGACGCUGGGCGUCGAUCAGAUCCAAUUCGCGAGGGAAGCUGCAGAGUACGUGGUGAACACCAGGAGCACAGAUGAAGCCUUGACCAUCUUCACUGCGGGAUUGAAGCCGGUGACGUGCGCGGGGAUGGCAGCAAAUGCCGACACGGUGAUGGAUCCGAACGAGGAGUAUUUCGGGCAUGGAGAGAGCAAGUUGCAGUGGCCUGAGCACAGGAAUGCUCUAUCCGCUCCCUUCUAAGGGGUCUAGCUAUCCACAUUGUACCCUUCUUGUAUAUAGAAACUUGUAAAUUGCAGUUCCUUAUAAGCUUGAUUCAGAUCAACAGGUAUUAUUCAUCUAGUGAGCU